Penicillium robsamsonii is the source of this 633-nucleotide messenger RNA. RefSeq lists its product as uncharacterized. The transcript is spliced from 2 exons. NCBI's taxonomy places the organism in Eukaryota, Fungi, Ascomycota, Eurotiomycetes, Eurotiales, Aspergillaceae. The record is from RefSeq and is a predicted model, not a curated record. Bases 1 to 633 code for a protein of 210 amino acids.
AUGAAAUACCUGUGUUUCAUAAACGUCCCACUAAAUAUUACGGAAGAGGUUUCUUUGAGCUCCGCUCGACAUAUGUUCAGUUACGACACUCGAUCUAUGAUCAUAAAGCUCGUGACUGGGGCCCAUGACGCAGCUUCACGCGGCCUGCUUUAUGAAGUGCGAGAUAUGGUACACGAUAUGGGACUGCAUAGGUCGAUUCACCCGGUAGGGUCUAAACGAGUCCGAGGUCGCGAUGCAAAAUGGCCGACCGUUGUGGUCGAAGUUAGAGUCUCUGAGUCCUAUCGAAAGUUGAAGGCAGAUGCAGAAUGGUGGCUCACGAACUCUAAGGGCGAUGUGAAUCUUGUAAUCAUCGUGUCUAUCAAUCGAACGACACCUAGUAUCAAGUUUGAGGCUGUUUCUUUGGACAUCAGCUCCUUACGACACCAGCGGCCCCGCUAUGUCCCAACUAUACGGCAGUCCAUUACGACAUCCCGCCGCGGCGCACAGAUUACCACCAGCCCAGCAGUAGCCUUGACAAUCGAGUUUGAGGAAUUGUGUUGUUGCCAACCAGUCCCGCGCGAGCAUGACAUUGAAAUCUCACCUGAUCAGUUGGCAGAUAUCUCAAGCGAGGUCUGGAUGGAGCAAAGUCUAUAA